AUGAAUGAUAUGUACAUCUUUCAGCACGAAAGCACGUCACAUAAAAAUCACCGAAACCGGGUAAAACACACCGAACGCAGAAGAACCGACAGCGUCUCUAAAGAAGACGGUAUGGAAUAUAAUAAGAAUGUGAGGAAGCUUCACAAGACAUUCUUGACACAAAACGAAGAGGUUGUGCAAGCAAACCAAAAUUCUGGUAGCAACAGUGAUACUGAUCUUCCCAUUUUCGAUCCGGAAUGUGAUCCCGAGAAUCCGAAAAAACUUGUAUUUUCGGACAUUUCCAGUGCCGCCUUCAAUAUAAAAAACAAUUUGAUUGUAACGCCGUGUGUCAGAUCUCUACAACUAUCAACCAAAUUCGAAAUGGACUUAUAUUUCAAGAAAGAAUACCUCCAGGUCACAGGAUCUUUCAAAGAGAGAGGAGCUUGUUAUGCUCUCUCCAGACUAAACGAGCAAUUCAAAAAAGCUGGAGUGAUAGCGGCCAGUGCUGGAAAUCACGCUCUGGCGUUGAGCUACCACGGACAACAAAUGAAAAUCCCAGUCACGGUGGUGAUGCCAGUAAUUGCACCGCUUAUGAAAAUCCAAUUCUGUAGAAGUUUGGGAGCCAACGUUAUACUCAAAGGAGAGACUAUCGCAGUUGCCAAAGAGUUCGCUCUGAAACACGCCAAGGAACACCAUUUGAAAUAUAUAAAUGGUUAUGAUGCUAUUGAUAUUCUUGCUGGCCAAGGAACAAUCGGGCUAGAAAUUUUGAACCAAGUUCCAGAUGUUGAUACCAUACUUGUUCCAGUAGGUGGUGGCGGACUGAUUGCUGGAAUUGCAGUGGCUGUGAAAACUUUGAAGCCAGAUGUGCACAUUUAUGGCAUUGAAGCAGAAACCUGCCCAUCGUUUACAGAGGCUUAUGAAGCUGGUCACAUUGUGUCUGCUCAAGCAAAAGCUUCUCUUGCCGACGGUUUAGCCGUUCCAACAGUUGGCGGCAAUUCUUUGGAAACCGCAAAAGGAAUGGUGGAUAAGGUUAUCACAGUAUCCGAAGAAAGUAUUGCUUUGAGUAUCCUUCGCCUGUUGGAAGUGGAGAAAGCAGUUGUCGAAGGAGGAGGAGCAGUCGGGUUGGCUGCAAUUCUGGAAGGAAAAGUGCCUGAACUAAAAGGAAAGAAAGUGGUCUCAAUUCUUUCCGGAGGAAAUAUCGAUACCACCGUUCUUGGAAGAUCGAUCGAAAGAGGAUUGGCUGUGGAUGGUCGGCUGGUUCGAUUGGAAGUCAUCGUUUCGGAUAGACCAGGAGGAAUCGCCGAGUUGACCACCACAAUCGCUCAUUUGGGAGCUUCAAUCAAGGAUAUUCUUCACGAAAGAGCCUGGAUAUCCACAGAUGUCUUCCAUGUGAAAGUGAAGGUUGUUGUAGAGACACGUGGCAAGGAACAUGUGGAAGAGAUUAAGACGGCGCUAAACAAGAUUUAUGGCAAUGUCGAAUUGCACUGA
Messenger RNA from Caenorhabditis remanei, 1467 nucleotides. RefSeq lists its product as uncharacterized. The transcript has 5 exons. Lineage: Eukaryota; Metazoa; Nematoda; Chromadorea; Rhabditida; Rhabditidae. The record is from RefSeq and is a predicted model, not a curated record. Gene Ontology annotation, molecular function: L-serine ammonia-lyase activity; threonine deaminase activity. Gene Ontology annotation, biological process: L-serine catabolic process; L-threonine catabolic process. Bases 1 to 1467 code for a protein of 488 amino acids.